AUGGUACUUGAAGCAACUAUGAUAGCCAUUGAUAACUCGGAAUAUACGAGAAAUGGUGAUUUUUUAACAACUAGAUAUGAAGCACAAUUAACCGCAACUGAAUUUAUUUUUCAAAACAAGAUCAAUUCUAAUCCUGAAAAUACUGUUGGUUUAUUAGCAUAUGGAGGUAGUGGACCACAAGUAUUAUCUACUUUAACUACAGAUUUUGGUAAGAUUUUAUCAGGAGUUCAUGAAACAAAGAUUCAUGGGGAAAAUAAUUUUUCAAGUGGGAUUCAAGUAGCUGCAUUAGCAUUAAAACAUCGUCAGAAUAAAGUACAACAACAAAGAAUUAUUAUAUUUGUUGGUAGUCCAAUAAAAGAAAGUGAAAAAGAAUUGGAAAAAUUGGCUAAAAAAAUGAAAAAGAAUAAUGUUGCAAUUGAUAUUAUAAACUUUGGUGAAGAAGGUGUAAAUACUGCAAAAUUAGAAAAAUUCCAAUCAAUUAUAAAUAAUCAUGAUAAUUCACAUCUUGUUACUGUUUCGCCGGGACCAAGAUUAUUAUAUGAAGUUGUUGCAUCUUCUCCGAUUUUAUUAGAAGAUGGAGGUUUUGGAGGUGCUGGUGGAGAUAUGGAUUUCUUUGGCGGUGCAGGUGGUGCUGGAGAUAUUAUUGAUCCAAACAUGGACCCAGACUUGGCUAUGGCUUUAAGAUUAUCAUUAGAAGAAGAAAAGGCUAGACAAGAAAGAGAGGCUGCUGAAAGAGCCAAAGCUGAAUCAGGAAAUGCAGAUUUAGCGAAAAUCGAUGAAAGUAAAGAAGACAAUAAUGAUAAAGACAAGGACGUCAACAUGGAAGAUGCGAAGUAA
This is a messenger RNA of Candida tropicalis MYA-3404, 837 nucleotides long. RefSeq names its product proteasome regulatory particle base subunit (gene RPN10). Lineage: Eukaryota; Fungi; Ascomycota; Pichiomycetes; Serinales; Debaryomycetaceae. Bases 1 to 837 code for a protein of 278 amino acids. Gene Ontology annotation, molecular function: polyubiquitin modification-dependent protein binding. The transcript has a single exon. Gene Ontology annotation, cellular component: cytosol; proteasome regulatory particle, base subcomplex; nucleus. Gene Ontology annotation, biological process: proteasome-mediated ubiquitin-dependent protein catabolic process. The record is from RefSeq and is a predicted model, not a curated record.